Molecule: messenger RNA, 1221 nt
Organism: Cadophora gregata
Lineage: Eukaryota; Fungi; Ascomycota; Leotiomycetes; Helotiales; Ploettnerulaceae
Exons: 2
Coding region: 1-1221 (406 amino acids)
Source: RefSeq, a predicted model, not a curated record
AUGCUGGCCAUGUGUUGCCGCUUGCUUGCUAAGACGAAGACCAGGGGUGAGUAUGUGAGUCUGGCGAGGAUGAGGGAGGCGCUGGAUGUGGCUAGGAAGCUUUACGCUUUGCCUGAGGAGAGGAGAAAAUUGGAUGGGAGUAAAGAAGCUCGGUAUAGCUGGCAUAGUACGCUGCUGUACAGGAGAUUGCCAAUCGAAAUGGCAAUUAGACUUGGAAAGUUAGUUGUUGCGAAGGAGAUUUUGAGCCAGGCAUUGUGCAGUGAUGGGUUUUGUAACGGUGGGUCCUUGGAGGAAUUUUUGAUGGUUCCGGGUGUGUGGGAUGUUCUGCCGUUGCUGAAUGCAGAUGGUAAGAAGUCGAACCGUUAUUUCAUCCCGAAGAAAGAUGCGGAUAAUCUAGUGAAGGGCGUGGUUGACGCGUUGGAGCUUCGAGCAAAGGAAGGGAGGCAAUGGAGUCUGGCGCCAGGCAAACUCAGCUGGAGAAAUUUGCUUGAGAGGCUGGCAAGAGGAGCGUGGAAGGCUAAUAAGAGGGAGUACAAAGAAAUAGGUCUUCAUUCUUGGAAAGAGAUUUUGGAGCAGCCCGCUGGUGAAGAGGAGAUCGAGGAGGCUGAAGAAGAGUUUGGUGAGUUGCCAACGGAUUUCAAGGAUAUGUGUAGGGUUGCGAAUGGCUUCAAAGGUGGUUACCACUUUCUGGCCGGUGGUAUCUGUGGCAUUGAUUCGAUGUUCUUUGACGACGGAGAGACAGAACUUGAACAUUACGAAGGGGACUUCUACCCUCACGAGCUCGAUGUUUACAAAGAGACCCCGCACCAAAUGCUCCAACUGGCAUGUCAUGAAGACGCCGAUGGAUUCCAACACUAUAUCAUCCCACACAAGAUGUGGAAGGAUAUCGUGAAAGACAGAGAAGUCAAAGAGGGUGAAUAUCAGUACUGGCAUACCACAAACUGGUCAGGUUCCGCAAGUCGUUGGGAUACUAUCUGGGACUGGGUAGCUAGUCUUGUGGAGCAAGUGGAAGGGAUGGUGGAGAGAAAUGAGAAGGUUGAGCAUUAUGAUACUGAAGGGAAGCUGAUUGAGGGAGAGGAAAGCGAUGAUGAGGGCUGUGGAAAGGAGAGACAAGAUAAGGAUGAAACCACUGGAGAGAAUUGUCUGGAGCAAGACAAGAAGAGGAACACUAGCAAUGAAAGUGACGAUGACUGGGUGAAAGUGGAUGGCAUUCUAGAAUAG